This is a messenger RNA of Brassica oleracea var. oleracea, 648 nucleotides long. Its product is annotated as photosystem II 10 kDa polypeptide, chloroplastic. Gene Ontology annotation, cellular component: photosystem II; photosystem II oxygen evolving complex; thylakoid membrane. The record is from RefSeq and is a predicted model, not a curated record. Gene Ontology annotation, biological process: photosynthesis. Lineage: Eukaryota; Viridiplantae; Streptophyta; Magnoliopsida; Brassicales; Brassicaceae. Bases 97 to 519 code for a protein of 140 amino acids. The transcript is spliced from 4 exons.
CGCCACGUGUCCUGACAGGAAUCACUUAUCGCAUCUCCUCUCAUAUUUAGAUGACCACACACAUGCACUAGUGCGAGAGACGCACAGAGAGAAGAAAUGGCUGCUUCAGUGAUGCUUUCAUCGGUGACGUUGAAACCCGCGGGUUUCACGGUGGAGAAGAUGUCAGCAAGAGGAUUGCCGACGCUCACAAGAGCUCCUUCUUCCUUCAAGAUUGUCGCGAGUGGAGUUAAGAAGAUCAAGACCGACAAGCCCUUUGGAGUUAACGGCAGCAUGGACUUGAGGGACGGCCUCGACGCCUCCGGCAGAAAGGGCAAGGGAUAUGGUGUUUACAAAUUCGUUGACAAGUACGGAGCUAACGUGGAUGGAUACAGUCCUAUCUACAACGAGGACGAGUGGUCAGCGAGUGGUGAUGUGUACAAGGGAGGAGUCACCGGAUUAGCAAUCUGGGCGGUGACACUCGCCGGAAUUCUCGCCGGAGGAGCUCUUCUUGUGUACAACACAAGUGCUCUGGCUCAGUAAAUCUAUAAGACGUGUGUAACUCAAGUUUCUCUAAAAUGUUUUGUGUUAUUCUUCUCUUAAUGUUGUUGAAAACUCAUAACAUACUUUGAAUCUAUAAGAAUUCUAGCUAGUGUUUUGUAUACAUAUUCA